ACAUAGAGGCGUCCAAACAAAAGGACCGUCUAUUGUUGCAUGACGCCGCGUGGAAACUAUUAUUUAUUUGUAAAUAAAUCAGACUAUAUGAAUUAAGAGUGCAGUUGAAAGCAUUCAUUAGUCUCGAGUCGCGGCACCGCAAGCACGUCCCUCAGUAUUGCAAGCGUCGACUAUGCGUGGUCCAGCCGUGCUAUUUGUGGGUUUCAUAUUCUUCGCUAGUGGAUUAACAAAACCAGUAAAAAAAAUUAGAGUGAGGCAUGUGCAGCAGCAUGACGUCAGCCCAGAGACUAACUCUAGCUCUAUCAACGGCAUGAUGAAUGCGUCUAAUGAAAAAGACAAAAUCUUCGAUGUAAGUAAUGUGAAGGCGUUAGAUGUUCUUGGAGAUAGACUUUUGAAUAAAGUAAAAGAAAGAUCACUUGUAAAAAUAAUCAAAAAAUCCAAGAGGCCUCGAUACAAAUUAAGAGAUUCAAUUUUGGAGAAUGAUAUAUUUUCAGUUGCUGGACCGGAAACAAACAAUAACACUGUCGUCACAUUCAAUGAAAUAUUUAGUGCUGCCAAGGCCGGGUUGAAAUUAGUGACCAAAAACUUGACUAUCGCAGAGAACAUGUCGACGAACAACAUGGAGAAAAAGAACGAGUUUAUAAAUACAUAUCUACCUUUAAAGACUCUUACCAAUGGCAGUGAAGUAGAAAUAAUAAAAAAUACAAUUCUACGCUCUAAGUCACAAGGAGGGCAUAAGCCACCUAAUAAUGCAAUAAGCGAUAAGAGUGACCAGGCGUCAUCGAGAAGAAACUUGAAACACCAGGUGAGGAAAUACUUUAGACUCCACAGUUCCGUUCCGAAUGAGCUCGAAGCACAAUCCGUAGUGUCAAAACCAAAACUAGAUAUUAUUUGGAGUCCAGAGAACGGAGCAACUGUCGAGCCGGUACUAAAGACUGACAACGGCCCAUCCGGCACUACACUGGCUCCGCGAAUUCAAUCUAUAGUGCUGCGGUGGAACUUGAUACUGGUAUGAGGAAACAGUAUUCAAAAAUCAUCUUAAAUAUAAUACUCCUAGUUCGAUAAAUAUCCUCAUUUUUAUUUGGACGAUAUAACGUGCAUCAUGUUGCAGAUGCAUGCUGCAUAAUGUAUUAUCGAACGUUAUCAUUAAAUUACGUAUCUCGUAAUGUCGUUAAAGAGACUGCAUACGUGUCGUUUUCCCUUACACUUAAUGCAGAGGACUGGUGCGAAUAUUAACAAGGAUUUCUUAAAUUUGUCUCACAGAUAGUGCACUUCAUGUCGAUACGAGACAAGCCCGGUCAAACGGCUGUCCCUUUAGCAUCGAGGUUUUAUGUGCUGAUCUACUAGAAUUUUGCUAGUUUUUUUUUAAUAAGUACCUACCGUUGUUAUUUCUUUCAUCUAUCUUAUCGUAUCUUUUUUAAUGGUGUAUUAUUUAUAGUUGCAGUUGUACGUCUUUCGUUUUGUUCUUUGUAAUAUUCUUUAGUUAACUUCAUAAUAGGUAUCAAUAUGUCCAUAGAAGGCUAAAAUAACAAAAUAAAUGACUGUUAAUGUGAGUCCGGUAAAGCAAUAUAUAUCAUAAGUUUAAGUAUUACUUAAAGGUUUAUAUUAGUUAUGUUAAGUAUCACUAAGAAACUAUGUUGUUAAUUAAAAUAGCUUAAGGAUUAGCUGAGUUUUUUUGUUCUAAUUAAGAGGUUUUUUGUUGACUGGUUUAAUUGUAGUAGCGAUUGAUGUACAACUCGUACCCGCUGACAAAUUAGUAAAAUAACGAGAGUGCAAAAAAAUACAGGAAAUAUAUGCUUCAACUCUGAGUGAAUUCUCGUUUGAUAAGUAUUUCAAAACACACGAGGGUUAGCUGUAGCUAUAGUUCGAGAGUGAAUUUGAACAGAACAAUAAACUAAGCACCAUUGUCAAUGCCUAUAACCUCGCAUAGGAAGAUCUAGUCUCG
This is a messenger RNA of Leguminivora glycinivorella, 1945 nucleotides long. RefSeq lists its product as uncharacterized. The coding region runs from base 173 to 1015 and encodes 280 amino acids. The record is from RefSeq and is a predicted model, not a curated record. Lineage: Eukaryota; Metazoa; Arthropoda; Insecta; Lepidoptera; Tortricidae. The transcript is spliced from 2 exons.